AUGAUGUCGGACAAGAUCGCAAACAAGGUGUCAAGUCAGCACGAAGAAAAGUACACAAGCAAGCUAGCAAGAGAGACAGGCAAUCAGAGAGCGAAGUUGGCUGGCUGGCUGGUCGGAAAGCAGAGAUUUAAUCGGAUAGACAGGCACGAUGGUAGGCAAACAGGCAGAGAAGCUCGCAAGGCGACCAGGCAGGAAAGUAAGAAAGCAGAGAGUUAA
Molecule: messenger RNA, 216 nt
Organism: Gryllus bimaculatus (two-spotted cricket)
Lineage: Eukaryota; Metazoa; Arthropoda; Insecta; Orthoptera; Gryllidae
Source: the annotation of a GenBank genome assembly